AUGGAAAAAGUUCAAAAAUUUGACAAAAAUCUGAAAACCCCCACAGAUCUGGUCGAUCCUGAGCAAAGAUCUAGAACAGAGGAAGAACUGAGGGUUUAUUUUAAGGAACUUAAUUUGGAAACGAGAGUAAAUACAUCUCUUUAUUAUAAAUUUGAAGAUGCAAACUACGCAGGAUUUUUAAUGAUGGAGCCUUAUAGAAAUAUUUAUGAGAAAUAUAUCACAAAAGCUCCAUUUGGAUUUCUAACAAAGCUCUGGAACAAGCAGGAUGUCACUAUCCUAUUCUCAAAACCAAAAAUUAAAAAGAAAAUUCUCAAGAAGUUGAUAAAAAGUUUAAAUUGAAAGAUUGAUAGGCUCAUAUUAGGAGCCCUAUCUCCAUUGGAUAUACAAUAUGUGAAUAUUAACCGAGCAUUCACAGACUUUUGAAAAAUUUCUCACAAUUUAGUCAAGGAAGUAUAUUUCAACGGCCAAACCUUAACUCUCAAAUAAAUUCGCAUCCAUACUCAUCUCUGGAUACAAAAUAGUCUCCUUUAAUUUCCAAAACUGACACAUCACCAGCCCAAAACCCACCACCUCAACCCCCCAAAACUCCCUCUCCAAGACCCUAAACCUUUCUUACCCCAAUCCUUCCUCCCUAGAGUACCUCAAAAGCCCAGAUUACAUCCCUAAAAUCCUCAAAACAAUCAGCCUGCUCCCUUGCAUCAGAUCUCUCUGUGAAAUAAACUUCCUCGGCUGCUUCCACUCUCUAAGUGAGCUAUACGCACUGAAGAAGAAGUUUUUUAAUUCUGCGAAUGUACAGAUCAGGGUGAAGCAGGAAUAUAAAUUUUAGGUGGUGUUAAGGUUCAAUGUUG
Moneuplotes crassus is the source of this 848-nucleotide messenger RNA. The record is from the annotation of a GenBank genome assembly. Lineage: Eukaryota; Ciliophora; Spirotrichea; Euplotida; Euplotidae.